This is a messenger RNA of Phaeoacremonium minimum UCRPA7, 777 nucleotides long. RefSeq names its product putative 3-ketoacyl-acyl carrier protein reductase protein. Lineage: Eukaryota; Fungi; Ascomycota; Sordariomycetes; Togniniales; Togniniaceae. The coding region runs from base 1 to 777 and encodes 258 amino acids. Gene Ontology annotation, molecular function: oxidoreductase activity, acting on the CH-OH group of donors, NAD or NADP as acceptor. The record is from RefSeq and is a predicted model, not a curated record. The transcript has 2 exons.
AUGCCACAGGUCGACAACGAAGUAAAGGGGCGACUGGCGCUCAUCACUGGCGCCUCUGGAGGUAUCGGAGGAGCUUGUGCUCGAGAACUGUUCGCGCAGGGGAUAUCUCUUGCGCUGACUUACUCGAAGAGCAAGGAUGCUAUAGACAAACUGGUAUGGGAGCUCGAGAAGACGCCCUCAUGGGCAGAGUGCAAAGUGUCUGUUCACCAGGCGGACAUGGCCUCCCAGGACGACAUCCAGCGCAUAUUUGUCGAGAUCAAGAAAGAGCACGGCAAAGCCGGGCCUGACAUCCUCGUCUCCAACGCGGGCUUUGGCAAGCGGAUACCAAACAUUGCAGACAUUGGCAUUGACGACUGGGAUAUCACGCUGACGAUCAACCUGCGGGCGGCAUUCAUCCUCAGCAAGCUGAGCAUCGAGCACAUGACGCAGCAGAAAUGGGGCCGCAUUAUCUACAUCGGCUCGCUGGCAGCGUACGGUGGAGGUAUCAACGGAUGUCACUAUGCGGCUAGUAAAGCUGGUCUGCAGGGCAUGAUGAGGAACUUGGCGAGGAAGCAUGCAAAGGACGGCAUCACCGUCAACGACGUAGCACCGGCCAUGAUCGGGGACACCGGCAUGAUUCCAGACGAGAAGACAGUCGAGGGCACGCCGGGUGAUGUGAAAAACAUUCCCGUAGGGAGGCUAGGGACGCCGCUGGAGGUCGCAAACCUGGUAACAACGUUGGUCAAGACGGGAUACAUGACAGGGCAAAGUCUGCUGCUCAGCGGAGGCUUGAUGUAG